Messenger RNA from Tachysurus fulvidraco (yellow catfish), 1333 nucleotides. RefSeq names its product secretion associated, Ras related GTPase 1B (gene sar1b). Bases 196 to 792 code for a protein of 198 amino acids. The transcript has 7 exons. Gene Ontology annotation, molecular function: GTP binding; GTPase activity. Gene Ontology annotation, cellular component: endoplasmic reticulum exit site; COPII vesicle coat. NCBI's taxonomy places the organism in Eukaryota, Metazoa, Chordata, Actinopteri, Siluriformes, Bagridae. Gene Ontology annotation, biological process: intracellular protein transport; vesicle organization; endoplasmic reticulum to Golgi vesicle-mediated transport. The record is from RefSeq and is a predicted model, not a curated record.
ACUAAUAGGAAGCGCCUAGGCGGGACAUGGCCAUUGCAAGUUAGCCAUUGCUGUGUGUCGUGGCUGUGUUAGUAAUACGCAAAAGUGGCGAAGAAAAUAUUUAUUACGGUCAUUCGAAUUAACAGGACGAAUUUUCCGACUUCAGAGUAUAACAGUCGUCUCUACAUAUAGAUAGGAGAUUGACCCGGUCUGGAUAUGUCCUUCAUAUUUGAUUGGAUUUAUAGUGGUUUUAGUAAUGUACUGCAGUUUCUUGGACUGUAUAAAAAAUCUGGUAAACUAGUAUUUCUUGGUCUGGACAAUGCUGGCAAGACCACACUACUGCAUAUGCUUAAAGAUGAUCGACUGGGGCAACAUGUGCCAACAUUACAUCCAACUUCAGAAGAGUUGACGAUUGCUGGUAUGACCUUUACCACCUUUGACCUUGGUGGACAUGCACAGGCUCGAAGAGUGUGGAAAAACUACCUUCCUGCAAUCAAUGGCAUUGUCUUUCUUGUUGAUUGUGUGGACCACCCAAGACUGGCUGAAUCCAAAACAGAACUUGAUGCACUACUGACAGAUGAAACUAUUGGAAAUGUGCCUAUCUUGAUUCUUGGUAAUAAGAUUGAUAAGCCAGAGGCCAUAAGUGAGGAGAAACUACGUGAGAAGUUUGGACUGUAUGGUCAGACAACUGGCAAGGGUAAUAUUCCCCUGAAAGAGCUGAAUACCAGACCACUAGAAGUGUUCAUGUGCAGUGUGCUAAAGAGAGAGGGAUAUGGGGAAGGCUUCCGCUGGCUUUCACAAUACAUCGAUUAGAGGCCUUUCUACAAGGAGCUGCACCAGGAACUGCCUAACCAAAUUCAAACUUAUGUUCAGUUCUUUUUCAGCCUGCUAUCACUCUCCAAAAGAAAACAGCAGUAGUCACUCAGUACAACCUAAUUUAAAUAAACAUUAUCAGUGUCUCCAUUUGCAAGCCAAAUAGAUGACUUUGUUUUGUUUUUUGUUUGUUUGAUUUUUUAUUUUUUUUUUAAUUCUGGAUGUGUGAAAUCUGUAACUUGUGGAAUGAAAACAAAUAAUUUGAAUGUUAUUGGCACCACUUUGUUUAAGAAACUGUUUGAGAUGUUUAAUAAUAUGUUUGCAACCAUUGGGACAUUUUUAGUUUUAAUAGGAUACAUCUUUGGGAUUUUGUGAGAAAAUCGUUGCUUUCAAGAUUUUGCAUAAUUGCAGAAUUAUACAAAAAAAAAUGGGGCUGCCAAUACCCUUAAAAUUAUUUGCUUUCAUACCACACACAGUCAUUUUGAAUGGUGUGGCUUUUUUAUUUAACAAAACAAAAAAUAAAAUCUUGUAAUCUCUUGUA